This is a messenger RNA of Antechinus flavipes (yellow-footed antechinus), 1118 nucleotides long. Its product is annotated as keratin-associated protein 4-9-like. The transcript has 3 exons. The coding region runs from base 64 to 1044 and encodes 326 amino acids. The record is from RefSeq and is a predicted model, not a curated record. Gene Ontology annotation, cellular component: keratin filament. Lineage: Eukaryota; Metazoa; Chordata; Mammalia; Dasyuromorphia; Dasyuridae.
GCAUCCACACCUGAAAAACCAACUACUCCUUCCACUCAAAUCAAACCAAAACCAACCGACAUCAUGGUCAGCUCCUGCUGUGGCUCUGCCUCCUCUGGCUGUUGCCAGCCUAGCUGCUGCCAGUCCAGCUGCUGCCAGCCCAGCUGCUGCCAGCCUUGCUGUUGCCAAUCCAGCUGCUGCCAGCCCUGCUGUAGCCAGUCCUGCUGCUGCCAGCCCUGCUGUCCACCCAGGUGCUGCCUGCCAGUCUCCUGCCAAACCACCGUGUGCCGCCCAGUGAGCUGUGUGCCCAGGUGCAGCCGCCCCAUCUGUGACACCUGUUGCCCCCGUCGCUGCUGUCCCCCCUGCUGUGGACAGGAUGGCUGCUGCUGCCCCAUCUCCUGCUGCCCCACCUCCUGCACAGCUGUGGUCUGUAGACCUUGCUGCUGGGCUUCCACCUGCUGCCAGCCCAUUUCUGUGCAAUCUCCUUGCUGCAGACCUCCUUGCUGCCAGCCAGCCCCCUGCCGCACCACCUGCCACACCUGCCCCACCUGCUGCUCCUCCUGCUGUACUCUUUACACUCUUAAAAUUUAUCAAGAACCAACCAACAUCAUGGUCAACUCCUGCUGUGGCUCUGUCUCCUCUGGCUGUUGCCAGCCCAGCUGCUGCCAGUCCAGCUGCUGCCAGCCCUGCUGUGGUCAGUCUUGCUGUGGCCAGUCCAGCUGCUGCCAGCCCUGCUGCCCACCCAGAUGCUGCCUGCCAGUCUCCUGCCAAACCACCGUGUGCCGCCCAGUGAGUUGUGUGCCCCGGUGCAGCCGCCCCAUCUGUGACACCUGUUGCCCCCGUCGCUGCUGCCCCCCUUGCUGUGAACAGGAUGGAUGCUGUUGCCCCAUCUCCUGCUGCCCCACCUCCUGCACAGCUGUGGUCUGUAGACCCUGCUGCUGGGCUUCCACCUGCUGCCAACCCAUUUCUGUGCAGUCUCCUUGCUGCAGACCUCCUUGCUGUCAGCCAGCCCCUUGCCGCACCACCUGCCACACCUGCCCCACCUGUUGUUCUUCUUGCUGCUAAGCAGCUCUGCUAAGAUCUAAUAACUAAGAACCAGGACUACUCGUCCAUUCAGCCCAUUUAUGUCUUUGGAAGCU